Molecule: messenger RNA, 1552 nt
Organism: Ficedula albicollis (Collared flycatcher)
Lineage: Eukaryota; Metazoa; Chordata; Aves; Passeriformes; Muscicapidae
Gene: C1QL3
Product: complement component 1, q subcomponent-like 3
Exons: 3
Coding region: 115-891 (258 amino acids)
Molecular function (GO): protein binding
Source: RefSeq, a predicted model, not a curated record
ACCCCGCCAACCAUCAAGAUUUUGUCCAAAAGCAGACAAGAGGAUCGCCCUGCGCUGAGCCGGCUGGUGGGCAGCAGGCGGCGGCUGAUCGCGGCCGGCGCGCUGGGGGUGGUGAUGGUGCUGCUGCUGGUCAUCCUCAUCCCGGUGCUGGUCAGCUCGGCCGGCACCUCGGCGCACUACGAGAUGCUGGGCACCUGCCGCAUGGUCUGCGACCCCUACGGCGGCACCAAGGCGCCCAGCACGGCGGCCACGCCCGACCGCGGGCUCAUGCAGUCCCUGCCCACCUUCAUCCAGGGGCCCAAGGGGGAGGCCGGCCGGCCGGGCAAAGCGGGGCCGCGGGGCCCGCCGGGGGAGCCGGGGCCGCCCGGCCCGGUGGGGCCGCCGGGUGAGAAGGGUGAGAAGGGCGAGCCGGGGCGGCAGGGCCUGCCGGGCCCCCCCGGGGCGCCGGGGCUGAACGCCGCGGGGGCCAUCAGCGCCGCCACCUACAGCACCGUCCCCAAAAUCGCCUUCUACGCCGGCCUCAAGCGACAGCACGAGGGCUACGAGGUGCUCAAGUUCGACGACGUGGUCACCAACCUCGGCAACCACUACGACCCCACCACCGGCAAGUUCACCUGCUCCAUCCCCGGCAUCUACUUCUUCACCUACCAUGUGCUCAUGCGGGGCGGCGACGGCACCAGCAUGUGGGCCGACCUCUGCAAGAACAACCAGGUUCGAGCUAGUGCGAUUGCCCAGGAUGCUGAUCAGAACUACGACUAUGCCAGUAACAGCGUGGUUCUUCACUUGGAGCCAGGAGAUGAAGUUUACAUUAAAUUAGAUGGAGGAAAAGCACAUGGAGGAAACAACAACAAAUACAGCACAUUUUCUGGAUUUAUUAUUUAUGCUGACUGAUAAUGAGUAAAAAGACCCACCAAACCAGUCGAGAAAUGAAGCCUGCUCUUCUAAGCGAUGGAUUUGCGUGGCAAAAGUCAAUGAAACAAGCACCCCAGCAGAGAGUGACACCGCACACCUCAGCAGCGGGGGAAAAGUCGAAUGCUACCUGAUUCACAUCUGUACAACACAGAGAAACCUUAUGUUAAAAAAACCACAAAGCAAGUUAAACAGAUGUGCGAUCCACUUCCGCCAAAGCAAAUACUUCCUCAUUGUUAGUGUCCAUGUGAAUGAAGUUCUACAUAGAGCAAAUUUUUAUAGGGAAGAAAAGCCCACCCAAGGAUGCUGAGUUAUUUCUUCAGUGUAUAUGAUACUUUGAUGUGUUAUGAUCUUGCUGCUUUAUCCAUACUUCAGCUUUGGUUCUUGUGACUUACCUGCUAACAAUGAUGCUUGGAGUCCACUCAUAGUGUGGUGAGGAAUGAUUUUACAAUAAAAGGAAGAGGUAAUCAAAAUAUACUUUUUCUCUGCAAAGAAAUUGUUUGCCUUGUACUUUUCUUACCCUUCCACUUAAAAUUAGAAACUAAUCAGCUUCAAGCCUUAACUCAAUGUUCCUGCUUUGUAGGUUUACAUUCGACUUUUAACAUAAAAUCAAUCCAGGGGAGUUAUUUAAAUUUUGUCCUUC